Dermochelys coriacea (leatherback sea turtle) is the source of this 4079-nucleotide messenger RNA. RefSeq names its product BCL10 immune signaling adaptor (gene BCL10). The record is from RefSeq and is a predicted model, not a curated record. Gene Ontology annotation, molecular function: transcription coactivator activity; protein kinase B binding; kinase activator activity. The transcript is spliced from 3 exons. Gene Ontology annotation, biological process: apoptotic process; adaptive immune response; positive regulation of extrinsic apoptotic signaling pathway. The coding region runs from base 1075 to 1761 and encodes 228 amino acids. Lineage: Eukaryota; Metazoa; Chordata; Testudines; Dermochelyidae. Gene Ontology annotation, cellular component: CBM complex; cytosol.
GUUAAUCAUUAAUAUUUGGAGGAUUUUCUUGCUGUGCUGUAUUAGGAGGAGAACACCACCAGACAGACAUUUAAAUUUUUUUAUUCAACUAAAACAAUGUUAUAUAUUCUGGAUUUUUUUCCAACAGAGCAAAUAUAAUAUUUUAACAAAACAAGAAAAUGAAUUUUUGAAUUUAUUUAAACAUUCAAGUUUUUUAAAAUUAGGUUUGUUUUUGUUAAAAUUGUUUUUAACUAAAAUAGUUAAAUGAAAUAUUUGUUUCAAAAAAACAAAUUAAAUCAACUGUGUCAGCCAGGUCAACAUGAGAAAUUUAAAAUAUUGGCUUCUGCAGCUAACUCGGUCAUCUUCACCUUCAUUUUCCUGUUUGUUCAUAAUCUGGAAAAGAAAAAUAAGCUUUCCUGCUUUUUCAGGUCCCAAACGAUUUCUCAGUUUGGAAUGAAUUAGUCCAAAGGAAGAAAAUAUUCUUUCUACGCCGGCCGAAGAAGCUACUGCUGUUAAAAGUGAAAUUAUCACUUCAACAGUCUCUGAAUCCAAGUGCUUAAGUGACUUCCACCAGUUCACUGCUGAUGAUGUUUUAAAGAAAGUCACACCAAACAUAUAUUUCUUAUAAUAAAAAAUUUAGCUCUGAAGUUUAUUAUAGUUUGCAUUAUAGAGGGAUGAUUGCUAGAUGUCUAUGUCAUAGCUGGAUGUGGCCCGCGGGCCAUAAUUUUCCCACCUCUGCUCUAGACCUUUUGCACACUGCUCAAUUUCUCUUUCAUACACUUUAUCCAGCAAUUUGCCUGUGACAUCUGCUCUGGGGGGUGGUCUGUACCCUGAUCUUAAUGACUGAAUCAUGUUAAUGAAGUGUGGGUUCUCAAUCAUACAGAAAGGAGAGUUUGCUGCAUAAACAAACUGGGCAAUUUUUUCAUCAAUUACCUCUUUGUAAUCUGCUGGUUCUUAUUACAAGCUUAUCUCUGGUUGUUUCUGGAUGAUGGAGAUUUUUUUUUCUUUUUGCUACGGGUGAUGUACGGUGGCUAUGUGACAUACAUGAUGUGACUGAAACACUAUCAUUGGCAAAUAACUCUUAAACUAUAGAAAAUGAUGGUGAUCUUGAGGGUGGAUAGUCUUCAGAAUCCAGCUUUAGAAAGGAUGCGUCCGUAUUUGUGUGAUAAAAUUAUAGCUGAGAGACACUUUGAUUACCUGCGUUCAAAGAAAAUACUCACUAGAGAGGACGCUGAAGAAAUAUCUUGUCGACCCUCAAGUAGGAAGAAAACUGGGAAGUUAUUGGACUACUUAGCAGAAAAUCCAAAGGGACUAGAUACUUUGAUUGACUCUAUUAGACGAGAAAGAACACAGAACUUCCUGUUAGAAAGGAUAACUGAUGUAGUGUUGAAAGUCAAAAAUGAAAAACUUGAAGCUCUCAAAGGUCUGAGCUGCAGCAGCUGUAUGACUUCAGUGUAUGGAGGAACAAAUAAUCUUUCUAGGUCAUAUUCUGAUGAAUCCAAUUACUAUGAAAAAGUAAAAGAAUCUACCCAUAAUCAACCAGAAGAACAGUUUAGUACAGCUGCUUUUGUGUCUGCUUCAUCUCUUCGUUCAAUGAAUUUACCAAUUGUGGAGAUGGGAAGCACAGAAAACGCAGUCUUCUCAACCACGCUUCCAGGACCUGGAGAUCCUGGAGCACCCCCUCUUCCACCAGAACUGCAGUCAGAACAACAGGAAGCCAGUACCAGUUCAAGUGACGAUCGUUUUCUGCCUUUAAGAUCACGUUCUCUUCUACCACAGUGACUUCAAUGACUCUUUUUCCUGUCUGUUCACUUAAAGGGGGGGUGUUGUGAGACUUUUACAUAUCUUUGCAGGCGGCAUACAGAAUGUUUCCAAACGGUUAAAUCACAAAUAGGGGGAAAGAGCCUAUAUGAGUUGCCCAAAAAAAAUUGUUUUAAAAAUGGUAAUCAAUUGAUUCUAUAUCUGACAGUUUCUUUAGUUUCUGGAAGUCUUUAGAUGCCACUAGUGCUGUACCUUGUUUGGGGUGUGUGGUUUUGUUUUGGUUUUUUUAAUUAAAGGAUUUCAUGUUAAUGUCAUUACUUAAAUUUUUCCAAUAAAUGGAACAAAUGUUUAUCCUCCAAAAGUAGCAGAUUUUGAUAUUUUUAGCAAGUAGAGGGGAAUAGCUUAUAACAAAAGAGAACACUUUAAAAGGACUUUCUCAGAACUUAUACAUUUGUACUACUUCUAAAAGUUUGCCAAACUAAUCUUUUAUGUGGUAUAGGGUAAAUUCCUCCCUCAAACUUAGGCACCCACCACUCCAUUGAGAGGGCAGAAUUUGGCUUUGUAGCCAUGCAUCUUUUUUUUUUUAAAUGCUGAUUGUCAAAUAAUUCUCAAUAUGCUAAUUUUUUGAACCUUGUGCUCUAGUUUCAUCCAAACAUGAAAGGCAGAUACUACACUGAUCAGCAUUCAUAUAUGAUAAAUGCAUUUUCACAUACUGUUUUUAAAUAUAAUAUAGAAAUCAUUGGUUUGAGAUGCAUUUGUUUUUAAUUUAAAUUUAUAUUAAUAAUGGAAAGGAAUUUCAGCUGUUCAGAUCCCAGUAAGGGAGUUGCUCAGUAGCUUAUUUAUAAAAUGCCUUUAAGUAAGGGCAUUCUUCUGUAAGGAGCAAAAGAUGCAGUAUUUAAUAGGUGGCCCUAGCAGGAGGAUGUCUUUAACUGAAGUACUCAAGUAAAUAUUGCACUGCAGAUACUUAAUUUUUACACCCUACAGUAACAAGUUUACAUUCUAAAUGAUUUAGAAUCCUAACCAAAUUUUAACUAUUUUAACAUGGGAAAAGUUCUCAUCUGCUGACGUAGUACAAUAUGUUUAAUCCUUUCAUAUUUUUCUUCUCAUUCUAAUCCUCACUUUGUAAAAUUGAAUUUUAGAAGAUUAAGUGUAGAAGGGCAAAAUGACUAAUUUAAAAACUGUAUUACUCAGGAUUAUGUACAGUUAUCUUAACACAGCAGAGUAUUUUUCUGAAGUUACAUUUUCUGUUUAUCAAAAGGUAGACUGGAUUUUAUUUAAAAUGUAUAAUUCUGACACUGACUGCUACAGUAGGAUAACAAGUAUUCUAGUCUCUCACACCCGGAUUCCAUUUCUAAUCCUAAUUCUCCUGCAGAGGCUAUAUAUUUUCAGCCUCGACUUCAGAGGAGAGCUGCCUUAUGUUGUUCAUGGGUGACAUCAGCCAAAGGAGGCUGGUCCCAUUUGAAAAGUAAUCAACAAAAGUGUCCUAUAGCUAUUUGUUCAUGUCUGAUUAGUCCAUGGAUGUUAACUCAGUUCAAAUAAACUGUCAAGUUUAAUUGGAAUAUUAUGUAGAAAUAACUUUAGUAUAAGAAUGAGGUAACUUACAUAUGACAAAAAUAUUGGCUGCUUUUAUUAGUAUGUGACACCAAUCACUAUGUUUUCAGGUAUCCAUCCAUCUAAAGCACACAGCCUGAUUUUCAAAAGAGCAGAUUACCUACAAAUCUAUUGACUACAGCUUGGAGUUGUAGGUCUCAGAACUCUUAAAAAUCAAGCUAAGUGUCUUAACACCCCUACAUUUUGAACAUUCCCAGCCAUUUUUUAGGAACUCUGUAGGUAUCUAUUGUAAUUUAUUUUGCUAUCCUGUUGGAAGUGAUGAUAGAAAUAAGGCUAAUUUACUCUAUCUGUAUCUGAGCCUGAGAAUUGCUGAGAGCCUUGCAGUCAAUGCACCCAGUUCGCCUUCCACUCAAACUAAUGCUAAAACUUCUUUGGGAGCAAGAGCAGGCCCAUUGAGAAUUGAAUGGUUAAGCAAUUGAUAUGAUGUACUUAAUCUCUCUCAUGGGAUAGGGUUCUGUGGUUACAGGAGAUCCGCAAAAAUUGGGUGAAUACUGGAGAAGGAGGGGUUGAUCCUAUGUAAACCAGAAAUAUACAAUGUACAUAGGUUCAUAAUGUGAAUGUUAGUUUUGCUAGAUAACUACCAAAUGUCUGUAGUGAAUGUGUACCACAAACUCUACAUGUGCAGUAAUUGCUCCAUUGUAUUAACCUGAGAUCUUUAAUGAAUGUGUGUAAUAUUACCAAAUGCUUGAAACCUGUGCAUUUUUUAAACAAAGAUUUAAUAUCACAAA